Molecule: messenger RNA, 2212 nt
Organism: Solanum stenotomum
Lineage: Eukaryota; Viridiplantae; Streptophyta; Magnoliopsida; Solanales; Solanaceae
Product: external alternative NAD(P)H-ubiquinone oxidoreductase B1, mitochondrial
Exons: 10
Coding region: 254-1906 (550 amino acids)
Molecular function (GO): NADH dehydrogenase activity; calcium ion binding
Source: RefSeq, a predicted model, not a curated record
UGGAUAAACCAAUUCUCAAAUCCCAUAAUUUGGAGUUUGGACACAAAAUUCACAAUUUUUUAAAGUUGUCAGACUUGUAACAUUUUCAGACAACUCAUAUAAUGACACUAUUGUACUAGUAUUCCUUUCUUGUUUUUCACCACUCCUUUGUCUCAUAAUUACUCAUUUUAUCCAUUAAAUCAAGAUUUUGACAGAAAAACUGAAAAAAGAUUCAAUCUUUGAACAAUUUUUGUUAAGAGGAAAAAGAAAGAAGAUGAGGGGUUUCACAUAUUUAAGCAAAGUUCUUCAUAGCCAUUCUUCUUAUUCUAAACUUUUGGUUCUCUGUUCUGUCAGUACUGGAGGUCUAUUGGUAUAUGCGGAAUCAAAUGUAGAGAGUGGAAAACAAGUUGUUGAACAGAAUCAACCAGAGUCUAAGAAGAAGAGAGUAGUGGUGCUUGGAACAGGAUGGGGUGGUACCAGCUUCCUAAAAGAUGUUGAUAUUUCUUCAUAUGAUGUUCAAGUGGUUUCGCCGCGGAACUAUUUUGCAUUUACACCAUUGUUACCUAGUGUCACAUGUGGGACAGUUGAGGCACGAAGCAUAGUAGAGCCGGUUCGGAACAUAAUAAAGAAGAGAAGUGGAGAAAUUCAAUUCUGGGAAGCAGAAUGUCUGAAGAUUGAUCCAGAAAACCGCACAGUAUCUUGCCGUUCUGGUAUCAAUGAUAAUUUGGCAGGACAUAAUGAUUUCUCCCUACAAUAUGACUAUUUGGUUAUCGCAGUAGGAGCUCAAGUAAAUACUUUUAACACACCAGGUGUUAUGGAACAUUGCCACUUUCUGAAGGAAGUUGAAGAUGCUCAAAGGAUACGGAGGACAGUAAUAGAUUGUUUUGAAAAAUCUGUCAUUCCUGGCCUAAGUGAAGAAGAGCGAAGGACCAACCUCCAUUUUGUUAUAGUUGGCGGGGGUCCAACUGGAGUGGAAUUUGCUGCUGAGCUACAUGACUAUGUUUAUGAGGAUUUGGUUAAAAUAUAUCCUUCAGUUAAGGAUUUUGUGAAGAUAACGGUUAUCCAGUCCGGAGAUCAUAUCCUGAACACAUUUGAUGAAAGAAUAAGCUCAUUUGCUGAACAGAAAUUUCAAAGAGAUGGAAUUGAGGUUUCGACAGGUUGCCGUGUCACUAGUGUCUCUGAUCAUUUCAUCAACAUGAAAGUAAAAUCUACAGGAAAACACGUUGAAGUACCCUACGGGAUGGUUGUAUGGUCAACUGGAGUAGGUACCCGCCCAUUUGUGAAGGAUUUCAUGGAACAAGUUGGCCAGGAAAAAAGGCGUAUUCUAGCAACUGAUGAAUGGUUGCGAGUGAAGGGCUGUAGUAACGUGUACGCACUAGGUGAUUGUGCAUCUAUAGAUCAACGUAAAGUAAUGGAAGAUAUUUCAACCAUUUUUAAAGCUGCGGAUAAGGAUGAUUCUGGAACGUUAAGCGUCGAGGAAUUCCGAGAUGUUUUGGAAGACAUAAUUAUCCGUUAUCCUCAAGUGGACUUAUAUCUGAAGAACAAACAUUUGUUAGAGGCGAAAGACUUAUUCAGGGAUUCAGAGGGAAAUGAAAGAGAGGAGGUAGAUAUUGAAGGUUUUAAGUUGGUCCUUUCUCAUGUAGAUUCUCAGAUGAAAAGUCUACCUGCCACUGCUCAGGUUGCUGCUCAACAAGGUACAUAUCUUGCUAGAUGCUUAAACCGCUGGGAUCAAUGCAAAAGUAAUCCUGAAGGACCUCGCCGUUUUAAAAGCUCUGGACGUCAUGAAUUUCUUCCCUUCGAGUAUCGCCAUUUAGGGCAAUUCGCUCCUUUAGGUGGAGAUCAAGCAGCAGCAGAACUUCCCGGGGACUGGGUUUCUAUGGGCCAUAGCACACAGUGGCUAUGGUACUCUGUGUAUGCAAGCAAGUAAGUUAGCUGGCGCACGAGGUACUUAGUGGUUGGUGAUUGGGUAAGAAGAUACAUUUUCGGAAGAGAUUCAAGCCGGAUUUGAUGAGUUCAACUCCACAUAGAAGGUGGUGCGUGUUCUUCACUGUUUUGCUUGGCAUGCUUGGGUUGUUAUGUUUAUGCUUGUAUCCGGUUACAUGCCAUUGUAUUUGUAUCUAUUUCCCAUGAUCAGUUUCUGGAGAAAUACACUUUGAAUCUUGCAAAUUUGAAUGUAUAAACUUGUUCUUUAGCAAGUGACUGAGAUUGUUAAUUAGAUUGUUAAGUUAUCUCC